AUGGAUAGUGAGCCACCAUCCGGAGGACGUUUGGUCGAUUUAGUCGAUAACGAGUGGAUUGCAGACGAAUUGCCGUUCGACCACAUCCAAGUGCCUUGCGAUAAGCUUCCGGAUCCCGAGGCAGACAAUGGUGACUCACAUUUGACACUAAAAGAGCAAGAGCAGAAAUGGACUGAUCUAGCGCUUACUUCGCUGGCUCCGGAUCUAUCCGUUACCGAGCAAGUUAAUUUCCCUGGUGUUUAG
This is a messenger RNA of Anopheles marshallii, 243 nucleotides long. Its product is annotated as anaphase-promoting complex subunit 13. Lineage: Eukaryota; Metazoa; Arthropoda; Insecta; Diptera; Culicidae. Gene Ontology annotation, cellular component: anaphase-promoting complex. Gene Ontology annotation, biological process: protein K11-linked ubiquitination. The record is from RefSeq and is a predicted model, not a curated record. The coding region runs from base 1 to 243 and encodes 80 amino acids. The transcript has 2 exons.